Anolis sagrei ordinatus is the source of this 1533-nucleotide messenger RNA. It is a transcript of the gene GJA3, whose product is annotated as gap junction protein alpha 3. Gene Ontology annotation, biological process: cell-cell signaling. Gene Ontology annotation, cellular component: connexin complex. Gene Ontology annotation, molecular function: gap junction channel activity. Lineage: Eukaryota; Metazoa; Chordata; Lepidosauria; Squamata; Anolidae. The record is from RefSeq and is a predicted model, not a curated record.
AUGGGUGACUGGAACUUUCUGGGGAGACUAUUAGAGAAUGCGCAAGAACACUCCACAGUUAUUGGCAAGGUUUGGCUGACAGUACUAUUUAUCUUCAGGAUUUUGGUCUUGGGGGCCGCGGCUGAGGAAGUCUGGGGAGAUGAACAAUCAGACUUUACAUGCAACACACAGCAACCUGGUUGUGAAAAUGUCUGCUAUGAUGAAGCCUUCCCAAUCUCUCAUAUCCGUUUCUGGGUGCUGCAGAUCAUUUUUGUCUCCACACCAACCCUCAUCUACCUGGGCCAUGUGCUUCACAUUGUGCGCAUGGAGGAAAAGAAAAAAGAGAAGGAAGAAGAAAUUAGGCAAAGGGGAAAUGGCAAGGAUACCAAUACCAGCCACCUCAAGGAAUCGAAAGGAGAAGGGGGCAGUGAUGUUAGCAGCCACAACAACAACAGGGAUCCGCCUCCACGGAAAGAAGAGAAAUCACCACUCCGGGAUGAGCGUGGCAGGAUCCGGAUGGCAGGGGCUCUGCUGCGCACCUAUGUCUUUAACAUCAUUUUCAAAACUCUCUUUGAAGUUGCCUUCAUCGUGGGCCAGUAUUUCCUGUAUGGCUUUCAGCUGAGGCCACUCUACCGUUGUGGCCGCUGGCCCUGCCCAAAUAUAGUGGAUUGCUUUAUUUCAAGGCCCACAGAGAAGACUGUCUUCAUCCUCUUCAUGUUGGCUGUGGCCUGUCUCUCUCUGCUCCUCAAUAUGUUUGAGAUGUACCACUUGGGAUGGAAGAAGUUCAAGCAGGGCAUGACAAGAAGAUACAGCCGCGCAGCACCUAAUCUGACCACAGUCGCAUCCAUUUCCAAAGUGGAGGACUCCAAACCUCUUUCCUUGUCAGCUUUGUCUCCAGCUGCAGAGCCUCCUGUUGCCCCAGUCAUUCUGCCUGAAACCCGUACCAUCACCCCACUGGCUUUUCCUCAAGUCGAGCUGCCGCAUUACACUGAGGCUACCUCUAGGCCUCAGCUACCCUCUAUUACAACCUCUCUGGUUGGAUAUCCAAGUGAGCCCCCAGCUGGUGAAGGAAUGUGCAAGGCCACUGUGCACACCACAGUCUCGACACCUAUAGCAACCACAUCUUCCAUCCCUACCCCUUCCCCUGUCAUCAGCUCCUACUUCAACAGCCACACCCUGGCUCAUAAGCAGAAUUGGGCCAACAAUGCAGUCGAGCACCAGAGGAAAAUGCUGGUUUCCAGCUCGCUUGCUUCUUCCACCCCCAGCAGCCUUCAACGAUCCCAUCCAGAACAAGAGGAAAGCUGUGAACAUCCUCCACCUCCGCCUUCUUUGUCACCGGUUGCUGCCGCCAACAGCAGCAGUGUGAGCACCAGCUUGAGUGGGGGAAGCGGCAGCAAGUGGGAGGGAGAAGGUGAAGAAGACGAGCGGCCCAUGUCAGCCACGUGCACCCUGGUGGAGAUGCAUGACCCCCCUCUGCUCAUAGACUCACGUCGCUUGAGCAGAGCUAGUAAGUCAAGCAGCAGCAGGGCCAGGUCAGAUGACUUGACCAUCUAA